Molecule: messenger RNA, 1411 nt
Organism: Papilio machaon (common yellow swallowtail)
Lineage: Eukaryota; Metazoa; Arthropoda; Insecta; Lepidoptera; Papilionidae
Gene: CstF50
Product: cleavage stimulation factor subunit 1
Exons: 11
Coding region: 102-1403 (433 amino acids)
Biological process (GO): mRNA 3'-end processing
Cellular component (GO): mRNA cleavage stimulating factor complex
Molecular function (GO): protein binding; RNA binding
Source: RefSeq, a predicted model, not a curated record
AACGUCAAAGUGUCAAACUCGCUUGGUUAUAGCGGCGUUUUAUUUUGUUAUAUAUAGAUUUAAAAAGUUUGCCUUCUUGUAAUUCUAAAUAGUUUAAGAUAAUGAAGGAAAAUAACGGUGAUAUAGACACAAGAAAUGUGGUAAAAAACAGAGAACUACUGUAUCGAAUGAUAAUAAGCCAGUUGUACUAUGAUGGAUUCCAAGCAAUUGCAGCAAGUCUCUCCGCUGCAGUGCAUGCUGAUCCACCAUGUCCACCAAGUGAUAGGCUUUUGAAUGUUAUGAUGGUUGGUCUCCAGCAUGAGCCUGAUAGGAAGGAUAGACUCGCAGCCUCAAGCGGUGCGGAGCAUCUCCUCGGCACAACUGGCUUUGAUUUGGAAUACGAGAUGGAUGCGUCGUCAUUGGCGCCUGAGCCGGCAACGUACGAGACGGCCUAUGUGACGUCACACAAGAUGGCGUGUCGCGCCGGCGCAUUCAGCGCCUGCGGACAGUUAGUUGCCACUGGUAGUGUUGACGCUAGUAUUAAGAUUCUGGACGUGGAAAGAAUGUUAGCUAAGUCUGCUCCCGAAGAAGUGGAUCCUGGUCGUGAGCAGCAAGGACAUCCGGUUAUCAGAACACUUUACGAUCAUACAGAUGAGAUCACAGCUCUUGACUUCCAUCCUCGGGAGCAGAUCCUGGUGUCAGCUUCCAGGGACUGCUGCAUCAAACUCUUCGAUAUCACGAAGGCAUCUGCUAAAAAAGCUUAUAAAUCUAUUACGGAUGCGGAGCAAGUGCUGUGUGUGUCAUUCCAUCCUCUAGGUGAUCACAUCAUAGCGUCGACAACUCACCCAGUGAUCCGUCUGUAUGACGUCACAACCAGUCAGUGCUUCGUCUGCCCCAUACCCUCGCAUCAUCACAAGAAGCAGGUGAAUUCUAUAAAGUUUUCUCCCAACGGCAAAUACUUCGCCAGCGGCAGCGCUGAUGGCACAGUGAAGCUGUGGGACACCGUCUCCAACAGGUGCUUCAACACCUUCCUGGCUGCGCAUGAUGGUGCCGAGGUCUGCUCUGUCGAAUUCACCAGGAACAGCAAGUAUUUGCUGACUGCGGGUUUGGACUCCUCCAUCAAGUUGUGGGAGUUGGCCAGCAGCAGGUGUCUCAUACAGUACACCGGCGCCGGGACAACUGGUAAACAGGAGCAUCACGCACAAGCAAUAAUGAAUCACACAGAAGACUACGUUAUGUUCCCGGACGAGGCGACCACGUCACUUUGUACUUGGCACUCGCGCUCUGCCAACAGAUGUAAUCUUAUGUCACUAGGACAUAAUGGUGCUGUCAGGUUUAUAGUACAUUCUGGAACAGCGCCUGCAUUCCUAACUUGUAGUGAUGACUACAGAGCAAGAUUCUGGUACAGAAGGAAUACACAUUGAUUUGUAAU